AUGACCACAUCCAGCAGGCAAAGCUCUUCUACAUCUAUGGUCAACAACGUGGCAAAAAUGUUUGAUCCAAAUGCUUUGCAAAGCCAGAGGUCUGAUAAUACAAUGGAGCCCCCGCAGAUUCGUCGUGUUGUAAGCAGUGAUGUCAGCACUGAAAGUUUUAACGUCAUGGAUAUGAAGUUUGCCUUCCUUGAACAGAAAAUAGAUAAGCUGUUGAUGCUGCAAGACAAUGUGCUUAAGAAACUGAACAGCGUUUCCCAAGAAAUCUAUUGCAUUGAAAAAGACAUCGAGAUUGUAAAAGCGGAGACAUCUGAGCCUGGAUUGAAAAUGGAAAGAAGCAAAAAUCUGAGAAAUAAUCAAAUGAAGAGGCUUUGCCUUAAGAUGAAGAAAUCUCUUUCUGAUAUAAACAGGAAUGCAGAGCAGCAAGUUAAAAGACUGGAUGGACUGGAACAAAGCGUUUCUGCAAUACAGAAGCUUGUAGGGCCUCUGGCUGAGAAGGUUAAAGCAUUAAUAAUUCACCAUUCAUGUGGAAAACAUCAUAUUCUGAAACGUAAGCUUUGCAAGGCAGGUGAUUAUACAAAAGCAGCUGGACAUGGUUUUGGGAUGCAGAUUUUCUCAGCGACAACAGCUGAUGCUCUGCUCAAGAAGAGGAGUGAAAAGGUUGUCAAAGAAAAGUUGCAUUUGAGUGAGACGGGAACAAAUUCUAUACAAGAGGAGGAACCACCAGAUUCAGCAGAGGGGGUCAUCCAGAACAGCCAGUCCUGUUGUCACAAAGAAGAAGUCGAUAAGCUCAACAAGGAAAAUGCUGAGAGGGAAAGUACUGUUCUGCUACAGAUGGAUUCUCCUGAAUCUCAUUCUGAAGAAACAGAGGAGAAAGAAGAAAUAGCUUUUGAAAGCUGCUACAGGAGAAGCUCAGUACAGGAAGAAAAUGAUGCUGUUGAUGAUGCUUGUCAAAGGAUAACUGGGCAGGAGAUAGAGAGGGAGUCAGCUGACGAGGAGACGAAGGAGGAGCAACAGGUGCCUGGAGUUGAAGAACAAGAAGAGAGGAUGAAUGAAGGGGAGGGAGUUGAUAGUAAUAAUGAAAAAGAGGAUGAGGAGCCAUCAGCAUCUUCCCAAAAUGAAGAUGAGGCAGGACAAAGCUAUGAUCAAGAGGCACCGGAGGGAAUGUGUAAAGGCUGUGGAAAAGAUGAUACUUCUACUCCACCAGCACCAUUUGAUCACCGGAUUGUUUCAGCCAAAACGGUGGGCAUCAGCAGUUAUUAUAAUGUCAACAGGAAUGAAAUCUUGGGAGGAGGACGAUUUGGUAUGGUACACAAAUGUGAAGAGAAAGCAACAGGUCUCAAGCUAGCAGCCAAAAUUAUAAAAGCCAGAGGAGAUAAAGAGAAGAAUGAAGUAAAGAAUGAAAUCAGUGUCAUGAACCAGUUGAAUCAUGUGAAUCUUAUCCAGCUCUAUGACGCCUUUGAGUCAAAAAAUGACAUUGUCCUAGUCAUGGAAUAUGUGGAAGGAGGUGAAUUAUUUGACCGAAUAAUUGAUGAGAACUGCAAUUUGACAGAAAUGGAUACAAUCUCAUUCAUAAAACAGAUCUGCGAGGGAAUUCAGUACAUGCACCAAAUGUACAUCCUUCACUUGGAUCUAAAGCCUGAGAAUAUCCUGUGUGUGAACCGAUCUGCAAAUCAAAUAAAAAUUAUUGAUUUUGGAUUGGCAAGAAGAUAUAAACCCAGGGAAAAACUUCGAGUAAACUUUGGAACUCCUGAAUUUCUUGCUCCUGAAGUUGUGAAUUAUGAAUUUGUCUCCUUUCCUACAGACAUGUGGAGUGUAGGAGUCAUUGCUUACAUGCUCCUCAGUGGAUUGUCUCCUUUUUUGGGUGAUGAUGACAACGAGACUCUCAACAAUAUCCUGGCCUGCAGCUGGGAUUUUGAAGAUGAGGAGUUUCAAGAUGUUUCUGAGCAAGCCAAAGAUUUCAUCUCUAAGCUUCUCAUCAAGGAAAAAUGCUGGAGAAUAAGUGCAACUGCUGCCUUAAAACACCCAUGGUUAUCAGACCACAAGCUCCACUGCAGGCUCCAGGUUCCUAAAUUUAAAUAUAUUUGUGCAUUGUAG
This is a messenger RNA of Centrocercus urophasianus (Greater sage-grouse), 2094 nucleotides long. It is a transcript of the gene MYLK4, whose product is annotated as myosin light chain kinase family member 4. Gene Ontology annotation, biological process: intracellular signal transduction; positive regulation of apoptotic process; protein phosphorylation. The record is from RefSeq and is a predicted model, not a curated record. Bases 1 to 2094 code for a protein of 697 amino acids. The transcript is spliced from 12 exons. Lineage: Eukaryota; Metazoa; Chordata; Aves; Galliformes; Phasianidae. Gene Ontology annotation, molecular function: ATP binding; protein serine/threonine kinase activity. Gene Ontology annotation, cellular component: nucleus; cytoplasm.